Molecule: messenger RNA, 727 nt
Organism: Malus domestica (apple)
Lineage: Eukaryota; Viridiplantae; Streptophyta; Magnoliopsida; Rosales; Rosaceae
Source: RefSeq, a predicted model, not a curated record
AGGCACUUGUCCCACAAUUUGUGUUCCCAAUCUCCAAUCUCAUAAACUUCCAAAACCCACCCACUUUCCCCUCAGAUCUUCCAAACCCAUCUGUAACUUUCUCCUCCUUCUCCUCCUUCUCCUCGUUGUUGUUCUGGUUUUGCAGAGAACAAAAAUGGCAGACUGGGGUCCGGUGGUGAUUGCGGUGGUGCUGUUUGUGCUAUUGACACCGGGGCUUUUGUUUCAGAUACCCGGACGUGGGAGGUUGGUGGAGUUCGGGAACAUGCAGACCAGCGGCGCUUCCAUCGUGGUGCACGCCAUCAUCUACUUUGGCCUCCUCACCAUCUUCCUUAUUGCCAUUGGAGUUCACAUCUAUGCUGGUUAAGCUGUUUUAUUCUUAUUUAUGUACUAUUUACUUAUGUGAGUUGAGUGAUUAGAUUUUUAGAGUGUGUGAACUCGAUCAACAUUUUAGUUCUCGUUUGAAAAUCACUUUUAAAAUAUCUGAAAGCACUUUUAGAAAAAACUGUUUUUGUGCUUUAAAAGUGCUGUCUGCACCAGUUAUUUGCUUUCAUCACGAAGCACUUGAAGUCCUUAUUUCAAGAUUUACUUGCAUUUAUGCUAAGAAUUUGGUUCAAAAAUUAUUUUUAUUAAAAACGCUUUCAGUCAUUUUAAAAGGACUUCUAAAUGAGUUCUUAAUCUUAUAUUGUUUAAUUAGUUUGUUUAUUAUAAUCUAUGUUAAUUUGGUUUA